Molecule: messenger RNA, 729 nt
Organism: Xiphophorus couchianus (Monterrey platyfish)
Lineage: Eukaryota; Metazoa; Chordata; Actinopteri; Cyprinodontiformes; Poeciliidae
Product: indian hedgehog protein-like
Exons: 4
Coding region: 29-625 (198 amino acids)
Biological process (GO): cell-cell signaling; smoothened signaling pathway; regulation of gene expression
Molecular function (GO): calcium ion binding; patched binding
Source: RefSeq, a predicted model, not a curated record
GCGGAGCCGAAGCCGCCUCUCCGGCGGGAUGCGGCUCCCCGCACUGCUGGCCUGCCUGGCGGGUUGCGCGCUGCUGCUGCUGCCGCCGGCCGGCCUGGCCUGCGGGCCGGGGAAGGGCCACGGCCGGCGGCGGGGCCCCCGGAAGCUGGUGCCGCUGGUCCUGAAGCAGUUCAGCCCCAACGUGGCGGAGCAGACGCUGGGCGCCAGCGGCAAGGCGGAGGGGAAGAUCAGCCGCGGCUCGGAGCGCUUCAAGGAGCUGAGCCCCAACUACAACCCGGACAUCAUCUUCAAGGACGAGGAGAACACCGGGGCGGACCGCCUCAUGACGCAGCGCUGCAAGGACAAGCUGAACUCUCUGGCCAUCUCGGUGAUGAACUUCUGGCCCGGGGUCCGGCUGCGGGUCACCGAGGGCUGGGACGAGGACGGCCACCACUCGUCCAGCUCGCUGCACUACGAGGGCCGGGCCGUGGACGUCACCACGUCCGACCGGGACCGCCACAAGUACGCCACGCUGGCGCGGCUGGCGGUGGAGGCCGGCUUCGACUGGGUCCACUACGAGUCCCGGGCGCACGUCCACUGCAGCGUCAAGUCAGAGCGGGUGGCGAGGGCCCAGCCCCUGACCUGAUCACAAGGGAAACUAUCAAAUCACUCCAUGGCGGCCAAGGAAGGCGGCUGUUUCCCUGGCAACGCCUCGGUGACGUUGGAGGGCGGCGCCCGGAAGUCCAUGAG